AAGCAUUCUGGGUGUGGUAGGAAGAGUCCAGGACAGAGACAUGGCUUUGGGGCGAUUUUAACUACAUUUCCCAGUGUCCUUUGACACAUAUGUUCUUGACAGAAGUAGCGGCAGCUUAUCCACCUAAUAGGCUAUGCCUUAGUUGAUAGUAGGUAACCUUGUUUAGGCUAUUUCUGAGUAACAUUAAUUUGUUGUUAUAGCAGUUUCGUGUUAAACGGAAAUAAUAAAACAUAAGUCGUAUAUCGUAUCCGUUAAAUCCGAUAAAUUGAAUUGCAUGACAGUUGUCAUCAACAGAGUUGUCUAUAAACUGUCCAAGGUUGUGUUAUGGCGAGCGACAAAUCAAUCCACCAACUCCGGUUUGAUGCAGCUGUGAAGGUGAUAGAAAAUGUACCUCGUGACGGUUCAUAUCAACACUCAGAUAAUAUGAUGCGAGUGGUUUAUGGUUAUUAUAAACAGGCUACAGUUGGUCCCUGUGAUAUCCCCAAACCCAGCUCCUGGGAUACGGAGGGGAAAGCCAAAUGGGAAGCAUGGAAAGCGUUAGGGAGCAUGGCAAAAGAGACUGCCAUGGUGGAAUAUGUUCAAGAAAUUAAACAGAUUCUGGAGAUACUUCCUGUCAAUGAUGAGGUGUCAGAGCUGCUUGAUGUUCUUGACAACUUCUAUGAGUUUGUUGACAACGAUGGUGAGCUAUCUGCAUCAGCAGAGUUCAUCACAGACAAUUUGGAAAAUGGAAAUAUGGAGAUCAGUGACACAAGAUACUUUUAUGGAGUGGAAGCAGGUGAUGACGGUGAUGACGAGGAAGAGGAGGAGAGUAAAGGUGGAAAUGACUCUGAGGAAGAGAUGGAAGUGCGGACGGAGGAAGAAGAGGACCAGUGUGUGGACCUUACAAGGCCGAUUGUGGAUGUUACUGAGUGGAGAGGUGGGUCCCCCGUCUCCCCCGUCUCCCCCGUCUCUGAUGGCAGUGGGGAGAACAGAAGCCCCUCCCUGACCCACAACACCCACAGCUCCCUCAACGCCCAGGAGGAGGAGCAGGAGCUGGCCUGCUUCCAAGAGCCCCCACAGGAGAAACUCCUCUCCGGCCUCAAGGGACACUCAACUAAUGACAAUGGGGUGGCCUCGGGACGGAAUGGCCAGACUCAGGCCUCAGAUAAUGAGGUGUGCUGUGGCUCCUCCGAACAUCCCGCUCCAGAGGAAGGUGCUGCAGUUCCCAGGAUCCCGCUGGCAAAGCCUGAAGGAGGCCGAGCCAGAAGGCAGAAUCCACAGGGAGGGACCAAGGCCGUUCAGUGUGGGAAUCGCAGUCCCCCCUGCACUGAGGCACAUGGUACAGUCCGGCCAGACCAGAGCUCAGACCAGAUGGAAGGUAGUAGCUCACUUGGAACAGAACUGUGUUGCCAUGGAGAGGGAGACUACACAGACACUCAGAGGAGCAAGGCUGUUGCCAUUGGAAAUAUAAACAAGGAUAUCACCAUGGUGCUCACGUGUCUACAGGCAGACAUGCAUGAUGUGCUGCAGAGAUUGAACACUCUUGAGGCCCUGAGCGCGUCACAGAUGAAGUCCUUAGUGCUCAGAAAGGAACAACUUAUGAAUGAAACCAAAAAGAUGACAUCAUGGUGGCCCCUCAGCCUGUCUCCACUCACUGUGUCUCUUGCUGUGGCCUGGCCUGUCUUGGUUCAUUGGAUUGUGGACUUCUACCUCCAGCGGAGGAGAAAGCAGCUGCACUGAGGAGUACAUGAGUCCACUGUGUCAGUAUCGGAUAAAGGCCCUGACCUCUACAACAAGUAGUCUUUGGUUAUUGCCAGUCACAAGCUGAUGCCUGUCAUCUGCACUGUCUGUGAGGAAAAAUAGGUGAAACAGGUGAC
Clupea harengus (Atlantic herring) is the source of this 1856-nucleotide messenger RNA. It is a transcript of the gene acbd5b, whose product is annotated as acyl-CoA binding domain containing 5b. Gene Ontology annotation, molecular function: fatty-acyl-CoA binding. Gene Ontology annotation, biological process: fatty acid metabolic process; pexophagy. Gene Ontology annotation, cellular component: cytoplasm. NCBI's taxonomy places the organism in Eukaryota, Metazoa, Chordata, Actinopteri, Clupeiformes, Clupeidae. The record is from RefSeq and is a predicted model, not a curated record.